Molecule: messenger RNA, 3371 nt
Organism: Heterocephalus glaber (naked mole-rat)
Lineage: Eukaryota; Metazoa; Chordata; Mammalia; Rodentia; Bathyergidae
Source: RefSeq, a predicted model, not a curated record
GUCCGCCCUCCGGACGCGUCCCCGCUGGACCUGCAGACGUGGCGGGGCGGGACCGCCGGGCGCUCCGAGCGCACUCGGCCGCCGGAGCGAUAUUAAAAUGUCUGAUGAUGCUGGUGACACCUUAGCCACUGGAGAUGGAGCACAAAUGCCCGAGAUGCCCACCAGUGAUUCUUUACCUGAAGAUGCACCAGUGCACUGCAGUUUAGCCACGUGUUCACAUGAGCCAGCACCGUUGGACCCUGGAGGAGAUGAUUUGCAUGAGAAUGCAGCUGGUCAUGGUGCAGAGACUGCUGCCCACAGGCACCCAGAGCCGUCCAGUGCCCUGGAGCCCCCUCUCAACAGAGAAGUGACUGAGGAUGCACUUGCCGAGUGCAUUGAGUCUGUCAGCCUCGAGGGAGAACCUGGAUCUGAAAUACCCCUGAGGGAACAGAGCCAUCUGGCUGUGGAUUCCCCUCCACGGGAAGGAGGAUGGGCCGGCUGGGGCUCAUGGGGCAAAUCUCUGCUGUCAUCUGCAUCUGCCACCGUGGGUCAUAGAUUGACAGCAGUCAAGGAAAAAGCCGGGGCCACCCUACGGAUUCACAGUGUAAAUUCCAGAUCGUCUGAAGGCGCCCAACCUGAUGCUGAAAACGGAGUUCCCGAAAAUGUGGCCGCAGAUCAAAACCCUGCAGGAAGCACCCCCACCUCUCCUCCAGUGGGCUCUGGCUCUCGGGGCAUGCUCUCCGCCCUAACCAAUGUGGUUCAGAACACUGGCAAAAGCGUCCUAACAGGAGGCCUUGAUGCUUUGGAAUUCAUCGGCAAGAAAACCAUGAAUGUCCUUGCAGAAAGUGACCCAGGGUUUAAGCGGACUAAGACGCUCAUGGAGAGAACCGUUUCUUUGUCCCAGAUGUUAAGGGAAGCCAAGGAGAAGGAGAAGCAGAGACUGGCGCAGCAGCUCACAGUGGAGAGAACUGCGCACUAUGGGAUGCUGUUUGAUGAAUACCAAGGUUUGUCACACCUGGAAGCCCUGGAAAUUCUGUCCAAUGAGAGCGAAAGCAAGGUUCAGUCAUUUUUAGCAUCACUAGAUGGAGAGAAAUUGGAACUCCUAAAAAAUGACCUAAUUUCCAUUAAAGACAUCUUUGCAGCCAAAGAAUUAGAGGGUGAAGAGAAUCAAGAAGAACAAGGCUUAGAAGAAAAGGGAGAAGAGUUUGCUCGCAUGCUUACAGAGCUUCUCUUUGAAUUACAUGUUGCGGCCACGCCUGACAAACUCAACAAGUUUAAAGACAUAUGUCAGAAUUACGCAGGGAGAGGCGUCAGCCAGGAAAACCUCUCAGAUCUCCGCCCACCUGGAAGCUAUGCUACAUCCUGUCCAAGAAUAUCCAGUGUUAGCAGUCUGGGUUCCUCUAAUAAUACGGCAGUGUGUUUUGCAGGUUGGAGACCAUUGCAGGCCAUGAAAAAAGCCCAUGACUGGAUAGAAGAGGCUCAAACCCUGGUGUCGGUAGAUGUAGCCAAAGAGUCAGAGGAGGAAACUAAGAUGGAAGAAAAGGAAGAGAAAACUGAAGACCUGCAAGAAGACAAAAAGGAGGAAAAGAGAACUAAGACCAUAGAGGAAGUGUACAUACUGUCCAUUGAAAGUCUGGCAGAAGUCACUGCGCGUUGUAUUGAGCAGCUUCAUAAAGUUGCAGAAUUAAUUCUUCAUGGACAAGAAGAGGAGAAACCAGCUGAGGAUCAAGCAAAAGUUCUGACAAAGUUAACUACCGCGAUGUGCAAUGAAGUGGCCUCCUUAUCAAAGAAGUUUACAAAUUCUUUAACCACGGUUGGGAGCAACAAGAAGGCUGAGGUCCUUAACCCUAUGAUCAAUAGUGUAUUGUUAGAGGGUAGCAAUAGCACGACAUAUGUCCAGGAUGCCUUCCAGCUGCUGCUGCCUGUUCUGCAGGUCUCACACAUCCAGACCAGUUGUUUGAAAGCACAGCCAUGACCUUGUACAACGCCGUCUAGUUAAAGGCAAUGGCAGGCCACAGUGUUUCUGUGUGCAACUUAAAGGGGAUGUUUCUGAUGCAACUAGCCCGAGGCACCCAUCUGAGAACACUACAAGCAGUUUUGCACAAACAGUAUUGAGAGUGAAGGUUUAAAGGGGAUUGACGUUUUUCUUACUAUAUAUGGUUGGUUUUGCAAAUAAUUGUGUUUUCUUCAUGUUAAUUUAAACUUACACAGUUUAUAGUGAAAGUUUCCUUUAAUCUAAAAUUCAUUCACAUAUAUUCACGUCUGUUUUCCUGGUCAAACAUGCUAUAUUUGGAAAUUCAUAGGCAGACCCUAGAUUUUUUUAAAUCUUAAAUUUCUACCUUUAAAUGUCACAUCAACUUUUAUACUGAACUUCAUUUUGUUACCUAAAUGUCAUGGGCAAAAAUAACACUACUUUUAGAUUUUAUUUGUUGUGGUACAAGAGAAACAUAAGUAUCUCUUUAUGAUCAUUCAUUCCCGCAACAAGCAUUUAUUGAGCACCUACUGUGUGCUCACAGUAAAGGAAUCCAGUCUCACCCUAGGUGAGACAGUCUGAAAGAGGGUUUUACUUUGAAAUACUAACAUAUUUUCUAAAUCUUAAAACAUUGGAGAACAAGGUAAAUUGGUGCUUUUUAAAAUGUCCUACCCUUUAAUUUAUUCUGUUUAUCUAACCUCCUUAAACUUUUUAAUCCCAAACUUUAAAUACAGGGUAAAAAUAUGUAUGAAAAAGGGAUAUUAAAGAAUAUUGAGUUUAAAAUUGACUCCAUAUGAUCAUAAGCUCAUGAUGGCAUAAUUUCAAAGCUUGUAAGUAUUGAAAUGGAAAAUGGGAGGGAUUUCAACACAGUAGAAACCCAGGACUGCAUUUUACAAAUCUACUACUACACUGAUUGCACCCACCGGUGGCAAAAGACAGAAAAUACUGAUGUGUGGUUGACUGGCUGGUGUGUUGAUCUGGGAGGCUGCACAGAAGGCCUUCCUUGUGUCCGGGGACAUCACGACGGACACUUCUGAGCCCCACACACUCAUGACAGGUGACACUGUGUGAUGCUCCUGUCCCACAGUGCCACUGACAUCCCUAUCUGUAAUGUCAGAAGAAAUCUGGCCCAGUGGCUCUCUCCAAGGCAAAGGAACCUUGUAGUUUUGCAAGGGUAAAAAUCCCUUGUUUAUGUUUGCUUCUAUUCCCCUCAUAGAGUCAACUGUUUUUGUUCCCUACAGACCAUAUAGGGAUAUUUUAGAAUCAUCCUGCUUCUCAUUAGCAUUUCAUUGUCUUUGUUCUGUAUUUCAUUUGUAUAUCUCUGAAACAGCCAAAUAGAAAACAUCAGAACAGUUUCUUUACAACUUGGAAAAAUAAGAUUCUCCGAGGAAUCAAUUAAAGAUGUUUCUUUUCUCCUUUU